This is a messenger RNA of Fonsecaea multimorphosa CBS 102226, 636 nucleotides long. RefSeq lists its product as uncharacterized. NCBI's taxonomy places the organism in Eukaryota, Fungi, Ascomycota, Eurotiomycetes, Chaetothyriales, Herpotrichiellaceae. The record is from RefSeq and is a predicted model, not a curated record. The transcript is spliced from 2 exons. The coding region runs from base 1 to 636 and encodes 211 amino acids.
AUGUCAGUCGCGUCCCGAGAGCAUGGCGCUCUCAAGGAGACAGCCGAGCAGGUUGUCUGGUUAGACGAUACAGACUCGGAAUCUAGCCUCGAAGGCUCGGACGACAACGACGUCGCUUCCAUAGUCAGCAGCAGCAGCAGCGCAUCCUAUGACAAGGAAGCCCUUAACGACGCGAUCCUUUCCGCAGAUCCGAAGCGUCUCAAGCUCACCUUGCUCCAGAUGUGUGCAGAGGAGGCGGUCAUCCGGCGUCUGGUACGCAAGGUGCUCCUAGUCCCGGCUCGGUCGACGACAGCGGACGACAACAACAAGGCGGCGGCGCCGGAGCCGAAGACGGGCGUAAAACGGCUCCGAAAGGCGUACGAGAUGUGCUCCCAGUGCGCGGAGGAGUAUGAGGUGGAGGAGAACGAGAUGUCCAGGGGACUCUGCGUGUAUCAUCCCGGCGUGAAAGAGGUCGACGAUGAUGCAGACACCUGGGCCGACCAUGACGACGACUGUCACGGACCACCGGACGCGUACAUCGACGACCCCAGCUACCAGGACGGGUUCGUUUGGAGUUGUUGCGAUGGAGAGGGCGAUGCUGAGGGAUGCGAGAGGACGAGGCACCGACGAGAGAGGCGCAACCGGGCGAGGCAUUGA